Messenger RNA from Vanessa atalanta (red admiral), 2190 nucleotides. It is a transcript of the gene Ndf, whose product is annotated as putative oxidoreductase GLYR1 homolog. Gene Ontology annotation, molecular function: oxidoreductase activity, acting on the CH-OH group of donors, NAD or NADP as acceptor; NADP binding; NAD binding. The transcript has 12 exons. The record is from RefSeq and is a predicted model, not a curated record. Lineage: Eukaryota; Metazoa; Arthropoda; Insecta; Lepidoptera; Nymphalidae. Bases 28 to 1596 code for a protein of 522 amino acids.
GAAAUUUGUAAGGAGAGGACGUACACCAUGUCUGUUGCAUAUAAACUUGGUGAUUUAGUUUGGGCAAAAAUGAAGGGGUUCAGCCCUUGGCCCGGCCGGGUUGCCAUCCCUACUCCGGAGCUGAAACCUCCAAAGAAGGCAAUGAAUGUACAAUGCAUUUACUUUUUUGGAACUAAUAAUUAUGCCUGGAUUGAAGAGCAUAAUAUAAAGCCCUACCAGGAACACAAGGAGCAGCUGAUCAAGUCCUGCAAAACCGCAGCAUUUAAGGAAGCGGUCGCCCAAAUUGAGGAAUAUAUUGAAAAUCCUGAGAAAUUCGGUGAUUUCGAUGAACACGCUCGUAACCCUGAAGAGGAAUUCGACAAACUAAAAGAUGUCAUGAAAGAGGACAGCUCCGACGAGAAACCACCGGAGGAAGAGAUCACUACCCCCGAGGUUAAGAAAAAGAGCGCCACGCCUAAGAUACGUUUGGGCAUUUCAAAGGUGAAGUCUAUCAAGCGCUCAUCCUCGACCGGUCUCAAGGGGACGCCGCGCAAGAAGGUUAAGAGCAUCUCCCGCUCGUUCACGGACAGUGACAUGGCGAACGAGAAACCUUCCAUGUUGAAUCACUCGUUUUCGAAGAAGUCCAGUCUCUUGCAUCGUCCAUCGAAUAUACUGAGACCUGAGACGCCUCCGCUGGACUUGGAGAACGUGUCGGAGACGCUGCUGGAGAAGAACAUUAAAGCGAGCCAGAUGAAGUUCGGCUUCCUCGGGCUGGGCAUCAUGGGCGGCGGCAUCGUGAAGAACUUGCUGAACUCGGGACACAAGGUGCUCGUGUGGAACCGCACCGGGGCCAAGUGUAAAGAUUUCGAGAAGGUUGGCGCCACGAUUGCGGUGACUCCCUGCGAUGUUGUUGAAGAAGCGGAUAUCACAUUCUCUUGUGUUGCCGACCCACAGGCUGCUAAGGAGAUGGUGUUCGGCAAUUGCGGAGUCCUUCACUGUCCAUCUCUAGAAGGCAAAGGCUACGUAGAGAUGACGUCCAUCGACGCCGACACGUCGCACGACAUCGUCGAAGCUAUCAGUGGGAAGGGAGGCAGAUAUCUUGAAGCUCAGAUCCAGGGCUCCAAGACGCAGGCGGAGGAGGGCACGCUGAUCGUGCUGGCGGCGGGCGACCGCUCGCUGUUCGACGACUGCCAGUCCUGCUUCAAGGCCAUGAGCAAGAACUCCUUUUACCUCGGUAGCGAGAUCGGCAACGCGUCGAAGAUGAACUCCGUCCUGCAAGUGGUGGGCGGCGUGUCGCUGGCCGCGCUGGCCGAGGGGCUGGCGCUGGCCGACCGCGCCGGCCUCAGCCAGGCCGACCUGCUCGACGUGCUGGCGCUCACGCCGCUCGCCUCGCCGCACCUCAUCCUCAAGGGCAGGGCGAUGAUCGAGUCGUCGUAUUCCACGCACCAACCGCUGACUCACAUGCAGAAGGAUCUGAAGCUGGCCCUGGGGCUGGGCGACGCGCUGGAGCAGUCGCUGCCGCUGACGGCGACGACCAACGAGAUCUUCAAGCACGCCAAGCGCCUGGGCUACGCCAACCACGACGUGGCGGCCGUCUACAUCCGCGCGCGCUUCUGAUCUGUGGCGCCCCCCCCCCCCUCCCGCGCCUCCUACCUUCCGUAUGAGCGUCGUAUAUCGUCGUGAGAGUAAUCGUUGACUGUGUGAUGAGCGAUGUAGAGAAAUGGAACGAUAGAACAGUGAAUAUAUAAAUUUAUUUUAUUGUCUCGCCGUCGGUCGUUGCAGCAUCUCAAUAUUUCUCAAUGUUGUAACGUCGGUCCCCCGUGUUGUUAACGAUUUGUUUGAUCGAUGUUAACCGUAAGUUUGAGGAGUUAUCGACGAUAUUAAAAGAAUUACUUGAUUUAUAAUUUAAGUUAUCUUAAUGAAAUGAUAAUAAAAUCGAUUUUAGUACAUUCUCAUGGUUUUAUUUUAGCGUAGAAAGUAACGUUACUUGGAAUAGAGGACACUUUUUUUCAUUUGACGUUAUUAAAUUUGAUAACUGUUAUUUCACUAAUUUACUUCUAGAGACCUGACAAAUGAAACUUCAUUUUUACAAACGACGACAUAUUGAAACAAAAAAUUACAUGGUUGUUUUAAUUGCGAGUAAGUUUUUAUUAUGUUUUAAGUAUGUCAAUUUAGUUUAAGUUCAGACCGAUCAUUUGUGAGAUUGAGAUG